GCCGCACUGAUGCUGAUAUUUCUCUCCAGCAUCACCAGCGGAGAGGAGGAGGAGGAGGAGGAAGGAGAGGUUGUGUCAGGUGGAAACGGGGACCUCUAUGGAUAUCAUCACCACCCUCCACCGGCUCACAUCCUCAGCACCGACAGCAUCUCCCGGCCGGCGGUCACCGCUGCAGGCACGCAGCGCCCUUCCUAUGCGCCAAGGCAUUGUAUUUCCACGUUACAGACACCUCGGACUGCUUCUGUAAUUGCCCCUAGACAAACCGCUUCCUUUUUCUUAUAAGGACUAAUCUAGGGAAGACCCAGCUGGAAUAAAAGCGGAGCGUCCGUCUCCUCCAUUGAUGAAGCGCUCUCUUCAUCGAUUCAGUCCAACGACGUCUUGGUAUAAGAGGAGGACAAAACCAACCCCAAAAAACUGACACUGAGGCUGAAGGGCGUCGGGCGCGAUGGCUAAUGCCUCCCCAGAUCUGGACAACGCGGAUGCCCAGCGCCAGCUCAACAACAACAACCGACCAAUCAGCUCUGGGUUCUGGGAGACAGAGUGUACCAGCUCCAAGCUGUUCGAGUGCUCCCGCAUCAAGGCCCUGGCAGAUGAACGAGAUGCGGUGCAGAAGAAGACUUUUACCAAGUGGGUCAACUCGCAUCUGGCCAGAGUGUCCUGUCGCAUAUCUGACCUGUACAACGACCUGAGAGAUGGAUACAUGCUUACCAGACUGCUGGAGGUCCUCAGCGGAGAGCUGCUGCCGAGGCCUACUCGGGGUCGUAUGCGGAUCCACUGCCUGGAAAACGUUGACAAAGCCCUGCAGUUCCUCAAAGAACAGAGGGUUCACCUGGAAAAUGUUGGUUCCCAUGACAUUGUGGAUGGAAACCACCGCCUCACUCUGGGCCUUAUCUGGACCAUUAUUCUACGCUUCCAGAUCCAGGUGAUCAAAAUAGAGACAGAGGACAACAGAGAAACUCGCUCUGCCAAGGAUGCCCUGCUGCUCUGGUGCCAGAUGAAGACCGCAGGGUACCCUGAGGUCAAUAUCCAGAACUUCACCACUUGCUGGAGAGACGGCCUUGCCUUUAAUGCCCUCAUACACAGACACAGACCUGACCUGAUAGAGUUCCACAAGCUGACACGAUCCAAUGCAACCCAUAACCUCCAGCAAGCCUUCAACAUCGCUGAGCAGCACCUGGGCCUCACCAAACUCCUGGACCCUGAGGAUGUGAACACAGAGAACCCAGACGAAAAGUCCAUCAUCACCUAUGUGGUCUCCUACUAUCACUACUUCUCCAAGAUGAAAGCUCUUAUUGUGGAAGGCAAGAGGGUUGGCAAGGUACUAGACAACUGUAUUGAGGCAGAGAAAAUCAUCAACCGCUAUGAGGCUUUGGCAUCAGAUCUGCUGGACUGGAUUGAGAAGACCAUUGCGGUCAUCAGCAACCAGAAGUUUGCUAACUCACUGACCGGAGUUCAGCAGCAGCUUCAGGCCUUCACAACCUACUGCACCAUAGAGAAGCCAAUCAAGUUUCAGGAGAAGGGGAAUCUCGAGGUCCUUCUCUUCACCAUCCAAAGCAAACUCAGAGCCAACAACCAGAAACCCUAUGUGCCUCACGAUGGGAAGCUCAUCUCAGACAUCAACAAGGCCUGGGAGAGACUGGAGAAGGCGGAGCACGAGAGGGGCGUGGCUCUGCGCAAGGAGCUGAUUCGUCAGGAAAAGCUGGAGUUGUUGGCUCAGCGCUUUGACCAUAAAACCACCAUGAGACAAGCCUGGCUCAACGAAAAUCAGCGACUUGUAUCACAGGACAAUUUUGGCUACGACCUACCAGCAGUCGAAGCAGCAAUGAAGAAACACGAGGCCAUCGAGGCGGACAUAGCCUCGUAUGAAGAACGAAUUGGAGUGGUGGUGGAACUUGCAGCAGAGAUGGAGGCGGAAGGAUACUACGACAUCCGGCGGAUCUUGGCACGCAAGGAGAACAUCCUGGGGCAGUGGGGUCUACUGAAGGAACUGGUGGCAGGGAGGAGAACCCGUCUGGAGAAGAACCUGGCACUGCAGAAGACUUUUCAGGACAUGGUCUACAUGAUCGACUGGAUGGAGGACACACAGGUCCAGCUGUUGUCAAAGGACUUUGGGAAGCAUCUUCUGGAGGUGGACGACCUGCUUCAGAAACACAGCCUGCAGGAAGCUGACAUUGCUGUACAGGCUGAGAGGGUCGAGACCCUGAACACAGCUGCUCUGAAAUUCACCACGAUAGAGGGUUACCAGCCGUGUGACCCGCAGGUGAUCUGUAACCGUGUCAACCAUGUCUCUUCUUGUCUGGAGGAGCUGAAACAACUGGCAGCUAAAAGACGAGCUGAGCUCGAGGAGUCGAGACAGCUGUGGGCCUUUUUUCAGGAGCUGGAGGAGUCGGAGGCCUGGAUCAGGGAGAAGAGCUCCAUCCUGGGAGCUCAGGGUUAUGGGAAGGACCUGAGCAGUGUACUGAGGUUACUUCAGAAACACAAGACUCUGGCUGGAGAACUGCUGGCUCACCGGUCGCUGCUGCAGAACACCAUGAAGCGAGGAAAGCAGAUCCUGAGUGAGAAGAGCUUUGGCACAGCUGGGAUCCAGGAGCGCAUCAUGGAGGUGAAGGGCGAGUGGAAGCGACUGGAGGACCAGGCGGCGCAACGUCUCGGCCACCUGCAGGAGGCUCUCAACUUUUUCCAGUUCUCCACGGAGACAGACGACUUGGUGGCCUGGCUGCAGGAUGCUUACCGCCUGGUCUCCAGCGAAGACUUCGGACACGACGAGUACUCUACUCAGUCACUGCUCAAGAAACACAGAGGGGUCAGCGAGGCCGUCGACAAACAUCGUCUGCACGUGGUGGCGCUGCGCAAACACAUGGUGGCACUUCCUCUGCAGUACCGUGAACAGGAGGAGGUGCAGGUUCGUAUGGGAGAGGUGGAGCAGCUGUAUACAGAGGUGGCCGAGGUGGCGGUGCUCAGACAGCAGUGGCUUCAUGAUGCCCUCGCUGUGUACCGCAUGUUCAGUGAGGUCAACGCCUGUGAGCUGUGGAUUGAUGAGAAGGAGCAGUGGCUGGAUAAGAUGGAGAUCCCAGAGAGGCUAGAGGACGUGGAGGUGGUGGCACACAGGUUUGAGAGUCUGGACCAGGAAAUGAACAGCCUGAUGGGAAGGAUCCUGGAUGUUAAUCAGAUAGUUCAGCAGCUCCUGGAUGGAGGUCAUCCAUCUUCUACAGAGGUCAGAGGUUGUCAGGACCACCUCAACUCCAGGUGGAACACCAUUGUGGAGCUAGUUGAGCAGAAGAAAGAUCAGCUAGACUCGAUGUUACGCCUGCAGAACUAUCUGCUGGAGUGUGCCGAGAUCAAGUCCCAGAUCCAGGACAAGAGAAAAGCCAUCGACGCCACCCAGUACGUGGGCAGCGAUCUGGGAGGAGUCCUGGCUCUGCAGAGACGCCUUUCCACCAUGGAGGGAGCCCUGUCUGUCCUGGAGCCCAAACUACUACAUCUGCAGGAGGAGGCAGAGCAUCUGGCCACCGCUCACCCGGGUCGAGCCAUGGAGGUUCUUGUGCCAUUUGACGGCAUCAGUGUGGAGUGGGAGGAGCUGAAACACACCCUGCAGGGCUGUGAGGACUCACUGAUGGUGGCUAGCAGGCUGCAAAGCUUCAUCCAGGACCUGGACUCGUUCCUCACCUGGCUGGUCCAGACGCAGACAUCCGCUGCCUCAGACCAGCUGCCCAAUGACCUGGAGGAGGCUGAGAGACUCAUCAACAAACAUGCUGCCCUCAAGGAGGAGAUAGGACGGUAUGAGGAGGACUACGAGCGCCUGCAGGCCAUGAACGAGCUGCUGGAGUCUGAAGAGGCUCCUCUCCCCCAGGCCGCCCUGCAGCAGUGGCUCCAGAAGCUCGAUGUUGGCUGGAAUAAACUGCUGGAGAUGUGGGAGAGCAGAAGAGAGGUUCUGGUCCAGGCUCACAUUUUCCACCUGUUCCUGCGAGAUGUUAAACAGGCUGAGUCCUUCCUCAAUAACCAGGAAUCGGCCCUCGCUCACGUGGAGCUGCCCACCACGGUGGAAACAGUUGAAGCUGCCAUAAAGAAACACAAGGACUUCACCACCACCAUGGAGCUGAACCUACACAGGAUCAAAGCUGUGAUCGAGGCUGGAGAGAGUCUGAUCAGCCAGAGCAACAUCUACUCUGAACGCAUCAGGGAACGCAUCGACACCCUCGCCAACAGGGGAAACCAGAACAGAGAGCUGGCCCAGCAGUGGUUGGAAAAACUGAACGAUCAGUGGGAACUUCAGAGGUUUCUCCAGGACUGUCAUGAGCUGGGGGACUGGGUGUGUGAGAAGAUGCUGAUGGCGAGGGACAGCAGCCGAGACGAGACCCAGAAGCUUCAUAAGAAAUGGCUGAAACACCAGGCCUUCAUGGCCGAGUUGGCCCAGAAUAAGGAAUGGCUGGACAAAAUUGAAAAGGAGGGCCAGCACCUGAUCCAGGAGAAGCCAGAGCUCAGCCCUGUGGUCCGGAAGAAGCUGGAGGAGAUCAGGGAGUGCUGGCAGGACCUCGAGAGCACCACCCAGGCCAAAGCCCGCCAGCUCUUCGAGGCCAACAAGGCAGACCUGCUGGUGCAGAGCUACGAAAGCCUAGACCAGAGACUGGGCCAGCUGGAGGGUCAACUGGCCUACGUGGACCAGGGACAGGACCUCACCACCGUCAACAAGCAGCUAAAAAAACUACAGACCAUGGAGACCCAGAUGGAGGAGUGGUAUAAGGAGGUGGGGCAGCUCCAGGUGCAGGCAGCUUCCAUCCCACAGCAGACGCAGAUCAAGGAGACGGUCGCAGGGCGCCAGGCGGCCGUGGAGGCCAGGAUGGUGCGUCUGAUCGAGCCGCUGAAGGAGAGACGACGCAUCCUGCUGGCAUCUAAGGAAGUCCACCAAGUCGGACGAGACCUGGAGGACGAGAUUUUGUGGGUCCAGGAGCGCCUCCCGAUGGCCAUGUCUCAGGAGCACGGCUCCACCUUGCAGGCGGUCCAGCAACUCAUGAAGAAGAAUCAGACACUUCAGAGGGAGCUGCAGGGCCAUAGAAGCAGGAUCGAGGACGUCCUGGAGAGGGCAGGGAUCAUCGCCUCCAUACGCAGCCCCGAGGCCGACUGCGUCAGGGCUGGUCAUGACCAGCUGGCCCAGCUGUGGUCUCUGCUCUGGGCAGAGACCGAGAGGAGGCAACUGGUCCUGGACGCCAUGUACCAGGCUCAGCAGUACUACUUUGACACUGCUGAAGUGGAGGCCUGGCUGAGUGAGCAGGAGCUACACAUGAUGAAUGAGGAGAAGGGAAAGGACGAGCCGAGCACACUGCAGCUGCUGAAGAAACACUUGGUCCUGGAACAGACCAUCGAGGACUAUGCUGAGACCAUCGGCCUGCUGUCACAGCAGUGUCGACAGCUGCUGGAGAUGGGGCACCCAGACUGCGAGCACAUCAGCAAGCGCCAGUCGCAGAUCGACCGUCUGUACGUGUCUCUGAAGGACCUGGUGGAGGAGAGGAAGAGCCGCCUAGAGCAGCAGUACUGGCUCUACCAGCUCAACAGAGAGGUGGACGAGCUGGAGCAGUGGAUCGCUCAGAAGGAGGUGGUUGCCAGCUCGCCCGAACUGGGUCAAGACUUUGAGCAUGUCACAGUCCUGCAGGAGAAGUUCACAGAGUUUGCAUCAGAGACAGGCAGUGUGGGGCAAGAACGCGUGACGGCCGUCAACCAGAUGGUGGACGAGCUCAUCGACUACGGCCACUCAGAGGCCGCCACCAUCGCUGAAUGGAAGGACGGGGUGAACGAGGCCUGGGCCGACCUGUUGGAGCUCAUGGAGACCCGGGCGCAGAUGCUUGCCGCCUCACACCAGCUGCACAAGUUCUUCUCUGACUGUAGAGAGAUUUUGACUCAGAUUGAGGACAAACAUCGAAGACUGCCAGAAGUUCGGGCUCGGCAGGGCAGCACUGCCAACACCAGCACCCUGCAGAGACUCCUGCACAGCUUUGAGCAGGACAUACAGCUGCUGGUCACGCAGGUGCGUCAGCUACAGGAGAGCGCGGCCCAGCUGAGGACGGUGUACGCCGGCGAGAAAGCUGAAGCCAUCGCAUGUUGUGAGCAUGAAGUGAUGCAGGGCUGGAAAGAGCUGCUGACAUCCUGUGAAGAGUGUCGAGUGCAAAUCACCACAGAGACAGACAAGCUGAGGUUCUUCGGCAUGGUCCGAGAUCAGAUCAUGUGGAUGGAUUCGAUCAUCUGUCAGAUAGGGACAGGAGAGAAGCCCAGGGACGUGUCCUCGGUAGAGGUGCUUAUGAAUUAUCACCAGAGUCUUAAGAGCGAAGUGGAAGCUCGCAGCCGGAGCAUAAUGGAGUGUAUUGAAAUGGGAAAGACCCUCCUGGCUGCUAGAAAUCCUGCAGCUGAAGAGAUCAAGGAGAAGCUGGACAAGGUGGUUGCUAAGCAACGUGAGCUGUCUGAGAAGUGGGACAAGCACUGGGAAGUCCUACAGCAAUUGUUGGAGGUUCACCAGUUUGCCCAGGACGCGGUGGUGGCAGAGGCGUGGCUGACAGCUCAGGAGCCGUUCAUUAACAGCAGCGAGCUGGGCGGGAGUGUAGACGAGGUGGAGCAGCUUAUUCGUCGACAUGAAGCCUUCCGCAAAGCCGCCGCUACCUGGGAAGAACGGUUCAGCUCACUGCGACGACUCACUACGGUAGAAAAGUUGAAAGCAGAGCAAAGUAAACUACCCCCAACUCCUCUGCUGGGUCGUAAAGUCUUCCUGGACCCCCAAGAUGCCGCACCCAGUCCAGCCACCCUCCCCCGCCUGCCAAUCUCCCCCGUUAUGAGACAAACCAUCUAUGAACAGAACGAAGCCAGCUCUCCUCCUUCACCCUCGCCUGCCACCCCUACACCCUCUCCUUCUUCUGUGGUUCGUCGCCUGGGGUCGACAGUCGCCAACUACACCCCUGUGAUGAAUGGCUCCAGCUACCGCCACACCCUGGAGGCACGGCACGGCGGGGUGGUGGGUGUGGCCGCAGGAUUAGGCCAGCCUGCACUGUCCUCGAUUGCGUCUAUUGCCACGGCGGCCAUGCUAGUCUCAGCCAACCAGGUACGAGAGGGCGCCAGCACGGCGAGAGACCAGGCGACGAAGGUGAUGAGUCACCUCCAGCCAGUGCAGGCAGCGAGGGAACUAGAGGCGAAAUCAUCCCCGUAUCUAAGGCAACCCAAAAUCAAACACAUGGAUGACGCAGUGACGCCCCUGCUCGUAGCCAGCCGGCUGGAGAAGGUGAGGGAGAGGGGGAGGGAGAGAGAGAUCAUGAUGGGAGAGAUAGGGACAGAGAGAGCAGAGGUAGCGGUGAUGGCCGAGGUGGUGCUCCAGGAGCCGAGUCGGGAGCGUCUACACAGUGAACCCACCAGAGGGCCUCGGGGGUCCAGGACCGACCCAUUGGGCCACGCCGAGCCCCAGGUCCAGACACACACCUACCACAGGGACCACAGGAUAGAACGGCAGCUGUCCAGCGAGCAGCUGAUCCAAGCUCGCAGGGACGAGCUGCCUCAGGAGGUGUGGAGGGAACAGGCUGAGAGACGAGAGAGACGGACACUGGAAAGACAAACGUCCAGCGAGCAGGAGGGUCACGGGGGCCACGAGGGCCGGCGGAGAGAGAGGGACCGACACCGGCUGGAGAGACAAGAAUCCAGUGAGCAUGACACCGGGAAGGAGCACUCAGACAGGCGCUCAGGAGGAGGAGAGAAGAGAUCCACCCUGGCAGAAAUUGUAGAGCAGCUGCAAGAAAGAGAAGCAGCACAGGCCCGUGGUGAGGUGCCCCGCCUCCCUAACGGGUUACCAGAGAAGUCUUCCCGUCCCGACCGGCCUCGAGCUCGGGACAGACCCAAACCACGGCGCCGACCGCGACCCAAAGAGCCAGGCGAGACGACACGACGGUCCAGGUCUGCUCCUGCUCAGAGCAGCCCGGCAGUCCCCCAGCCGCCAACACACACCGCACACCAUGAGGGCUUCCUUUUCCGCAAGCUGGACAUCGAGAGUCUGAAGAAAAGCACCAACAGGUCAUGGGUCAACCUGUACUGCGUGCUGAAUAAAGGAGAGAUGGGUUUCUACAAGGACGCCAAGAACACCACCACGCCCUACAACAACGAGCCGCUGCUCAGCCUCUCCCACUGCCACUGCGACGUCACUAACGGCUACAAGAAGAAGAAGAACGUCUUCACGCUCAAAACGAAGGACGGCAGCGAGUUUUUGUUUCAUGCUAAAGAUGAGGAGGACCUCAAAGCAUGGGUGACCAACAUCACCACCAGUAUUUCAGAGCACGAGGAGAUUGCCAAAUGGGGUCAGCCCCAACCAACUACCUCAUCCACCGACGAGGGUACACGGCGCGACGGCAGCAAGGCGGACAACAGGUCAGAGCGAGGCGGUGAGCGCUCGGACCGGGCCGACCGGAUCGAGAGGGCAGACAAAGAAAGGGAGAAAGAGAGGGAGAGAGAGAAGGAGAGGGAGAGAGGCGAACGGUCGGAGAGGUCAGAUAAGGGUGGGAAGUCGGACGCGAAGCGCUCAGAGAAAUCUGGUAAGAAAAAGUGAACCGGGCGACGUACUGGUCGGGAUUGAAGCAUACGAACUCCGGAUGGGAGGCGGGGCUGUAGACUGGUAGUGAACGCCCCCCUCCUUCUCUCCGCCUCCAACACUGUCAACAAAGAGGUUGUGUUUGGAUGGAAAGUGACACACAGGACAGAAGGAUUGACCCAGGCUCACUCAUAGGACGGACAGGACGAAAUUUGGAGCAGGAGACAUCUUUCUCUCUCUCUCUUUCUCCCUCUCUUCUGUGUCUCUGUGAGAACACACAGAGCCACUGACGCCCCCUGGUGGCUGUUUCAGAGAACUGCCGAGGGCGGAGUUUUGUGCUGCUGAACCUCGGGCAGUGUUAAUGCAAGGAAGAGGCGGGACACGUAUCACGUUAACUUGAAGGCUGUUACUGUUUGCUGGUAGUGCGAUAAAACGUAGCUCAUACUGUUCCACAUGCUGUUUGUUUUUUCUAUGAGAUGAGCUCUAUCUGUAUGUAUUUCUCGUCCGUCUGUCCUAUCUACUGUAUCUAUCUGUCUGUCUGUAAGUUGAGACAUCCUACACUAUGUCUUAUUACUCCUUGGAAAUCGAAAGAGAAAGAAAUUAUGCCAAAAUGUUUUACAGACAUACAAACUUAGAGAAACUUUUUUGUUAACUGUUUUCGCUCCAAUUUGUCCCAUCUGUCUUGAGGUCUGGCCAUUAAAAAAACAAGUGACACCACAUUCAUCCAGACUCAUCAUGGAUGAAGUAACACUGCUGAUGAGCUGCUGAUUUUAGGAGGAUGGAAAGAUGAUGAUUUAAGACAAGAGGGGAGUAGAGGGGCGACCGGAGUGAACGCCAAAACAAGAGGAGAGCAGAAAUUUGUAAUUGUUCAGAAAUGAAUAAAAACGCAUCCAAAAGCUUGAAAUCCUGACCGUGAGAAAGAUCACAGCCCUGAAAUCUGCUUGAAAUUUUCUUAAGUUUAAUGUUGGAUAUCUGUCUGGGAAGAGCAACUGGAGCAGCUUCCCCUUUGUUUAUGUAGAGUUUAUUUAGAACCGCAGGAUUUCUGCAGGACAGACGAGUCACGAGGUGUUCAAACUGUGACAUAAAGACCACAGGACCACUUGGUCGCUGCUGCCACUUGUCUAAUUCAUAAAGAUAUAAAGGACAGAUGCACAGUUCUACAGAAAGAGUCAGAAAGAGAUGGACUUAAACUGAUGGUAGACUCUGGUUCCCCAGGGGCCUCAUUCAUUAAAAUAUUGUUUUAUUUUUCUCGAAUUAAAAAAAAAAAAAAAAUAGAUACAAACUGAUGAUACUGCAAAAAAAUAUAGCAUUCCUAUUUUAGGUAACUGUAGAGAUUUAAGUUUUGAUAUCUUUAACAACACUGGUGAAAUUCAUUUUAACUUUCUGAUUUUAGCAUCAAGAUCAGUUUUCCAUAAAUCACAUGUUUGGCUUUGGUCAUAAGCACAAAAUCUGCACCUGACAUGUUUUUAAUGAAUGAGGCCCUCAGGCUGAAAACAGGCCUCAUCUCAUCAUUCUCUAACAAUAUCAAACUAAUACUUGGAUGGUUUAUUCACACUAAUCUGUUGCAUCCGUUUUGAUACAGAAUUCAAAAUAUCUUGGGUUUUUUGUGUGUGUGUGAGUGUGUGUAAGUGUGUGUGCGUGUGUGUGUGCUGCUGCUCUUCGCUCCCAGGGUCUCCAUAGCUCUCAGGUUAUUUAUGUUGGUGUGUGCUUACCGUGUGCUUCACGAGUUAAUAUGUUUGUCCCCUCAGACGCCACCUCAGUCUUCCAGACAUGUCCAAUCUUCAACAGACCAAUAAACACACACACACACACACACACACACACUUUUCACACACACAGAAGUGUAGAACUCUGCAGGUUUAACUUGUCAAAUGUUAUAAAAAUGUGUAGAGUGUAAAAGGUCAUCAAACUGUCUGGGUCAACAUCCCAGCAAUGUAGAGUCAGACAGGAAUGAAUGACUGAAUAAAUGAAUGACCAGGAUAUCAGACUGACCAAAUACUGAGAAAAAAGGGGUUAAACUGUCUGUAAGUUGUGAGAUUGCAUGUUUUGCUUGGAGAGAAAUCACUCGUCUAAAGGAGCUCGUCUUUGCUGCCCACUGACUCCGCAUCACGCUCAUCAGUUUAUGUUUAAUCUCUUGUAAACUCACCACAAAGCCAUAAACAGCAGAGAGAGGAAAGUGAGAAUAGUCAAAGUCUAAUUAACUGGUAAAUGCAGCUGGAGGGGAUUUUGUGAAGCACCAGCCACAGAGGCUGACGGGCAGACUGAAGUUACUUUCCUGCUCUGGUUGGAGCAUCCUGGUCAGAUAGCAUUUAAAAUCCUUUUUUUGAAAAUGCUUUCAAAUACAAAUGCUGUUUCUAUAUCACUGCUACUGUAUAAAAAUAUUGUUCAUUUCGGUUCUGAUGUUUUUGACUCAUUCAGUUAAAGUCCAGCUGAAAUGAAACGGCAUGUGUUUUGUCUGCUACAGCACACACAUCUGCUCUGUAAAUCACAAAAACAUCAGUAAUCAAAAGGGAUACCUUCAUAUUUUUUUGCAUUAAAAGAGUGUGAGUGUGUCUUUGAUUGAUUGACAGCUACUGAGACAAAAAGGAGACAUAUGUGAUAGUUCCCCACAGACUUUUUUUUCUUUCUUGUAAGAUUAAAACAGCGGUUGACAAUAAACUAACACACGUUUGGCUACACAAAGGAAUGACUAGAUGUGAUUUCAGUUGGACUUUAAACUUCGAUCAUUUCCAUCGGCUGUAGAGCCCAAGAUUCCCACUCAGAAUCUGUUUUAUAUUUUAAGAGACCUAUAUUUGCCAGAAGUUAAUCAUCUUCUCUUUUUUUGAAAAGUGUAAUAUUGAGGUGAUGAGCUAACAGUAUAAUUAAAUCUGGCUGCUCCUGUUUUUUUUUAGGCUGUACCUCAUUCACUUCAGGAUUUUAAAUUCUCUCUUGACCUGUCGGUCUGGUUUGUGUUUGUCAUAAAACACGUCUUGAGAACUUGUAACUUUCUUUAACCUUUUUUUAUUUCAACACUUUUUAUGCAUCUAAAUAAGGUGUGAAUGCCAGAUCAAUGCAAUCAUUUACAUGCAUGUUGGACACAACAAACAGUCAGAGUUAAAAGAGGUGAAUUUUGAAUGAGAAAAACUUCCAUGUGUAAAGUGACACGGCUCAGUUCUCUGCUGUCGGAUCAUCAAUCUAACAGCACGAUUAUCUGACGCCUUGUUGCUUUAGAUUCACACAGGACAGAACAUGCAGGGUACAGCUGACUUUAUCACAGAUAACAUUACAAAGUAUGUCAUUUCAACUGGUUUAGGCGCUGACAGCAGAAACAAGGAGAUACGUGAAUGUCAACAUCGUGAUAGACUGAAGUACAAAACAAAAAUGGUUAAAAAUCUGGUUUGGAUGAGCUUGCAGGUACCCUGCCUGUCUGUGUGAGUCUGUGCUGUUCUGUUCACAUCAACCUCAGUCUGAUGGCCGAGACGAAUUAACAAAUAAAAUACCUUUUGAUUUAUCAUUAAUGUACUUAUAGUCAGUGUUUUCUUUUGUCGCUGGAAAUGAAUGUGGAACUUUGUUAUUGAGAAAUGUUUGGGUCUGGAUCAGUGUCUCCUCCUGCAUCAAAAACAAGAAAUAAGAAAGUUCAUGUUUAUUUAUUGAGAUGUCAAAUCUCUAUUAUUAUAUUAUUAUUAUUAUUAAAUCUUUAUUGAUACUUCAGCAGAGGGAAACACUGAUGCAGAUUUCCCUGAUACCAUCAGUCAUUCAGCCACUUACAUAAAGACACCAAAACCACUCAAUAGUAUGCAGUAAUAUGGAGUAUCAUUUAUGAGGAUUGUAGAGGGCUGUGUUCAGGAAUUACUGUUGUUAAUGUUGAUGAGGAAGAUGAUGAUGAUGUCAGCAAUGACCUGAGACUUUAUGCAACUUUUUCUUUGCACUAGGGACACUGGCCUAUCACAGAGUUGAGGCCUGAUGGUCAGUGGUUUUGGGGAUCCAACGGAAACUUAUGAGUUUUCACAUCAGGUGGAAGAAAGUUUUAUUUGAGGCCUUUUCAGGAUCAGUUUGUGAAUUGAUUUUAAUUGAUUUUUUUCCUCAUGCUCUUUACAGUUGGUUAAAAAGCCCAUGUGGGUCGACAAGAGGCAGGAAAUUCAAGACAGAGCUGAAACAGUUAGUUGGUUGAUCUACAGAAUAUUAAUCUGCAACAAUUUUGACAAUUUAUUGUUCAAGUCAUUUAUAUCUGGAUAUGGCUUCUCAAAAUGUGAAGAUAAUAAACUGAAUAUUUUGGGAGGUUAUGGACAGUUGGUUACCUCAUCUUAAGUUUACGUGACCAGAAGUGCUGAAAAUCCAUAUGCUCAUCAUUUGUCAAUCAAAAUGACUGCUGCUUGUUCCAGUGUCCAGACAAAAACAGAUGAUCAGCCUCAGUCUAGUACACACACUGCCUUUGAAUAGGGCUUAGACAACAGUGAAUGCAAUCAACCUGAAGUUUCUUACUAUAAUUUUAUUCUUUCUUUUUAAAACAAAAAAUCUAGUCUGUUUAUGUGUUUUCUGAGGACAAUCAUGGGUGGUAAAUUUAACCACUCAUCAAUAAGAACAUAUGCAGGGCUCUUGAAGCCGAAUGCAGACCCAGACCUUCAGUUUUUGUUGCUGGCGACAGACAUUUUAUGGAGUUGAUUCUGUGGACAUAUGGAUCUGUUAGUAGAAGGGUAAUAUCUUUAAUGCACGUGUACUAAAGUCACAGCCUAAAGCAUUUGCAAUGCGUUUAAAUGGGUUAAAGCAUCUGUCGUAUGUGGGCCACAUGCCUUACUCACUGAACAUUUUAGGAGUGCAUAUCAGAGUUUCAGCCUUCUCAUCAGUAGAUGUAGAGAGAGAUUCAUUCAUAAACACAAAUCUUGACAAAACUGCACAAGAUUACAAACAUAGAAACUGUUCAUUUCUGCUUUAAAACAAAGAAAGCACAAUAUUUUUUAUAUGAAGUUACAUUUAAUCCAAUGAAACAUCUCUUCCUGUUUGCAGCCAUCCCUGAUUAUCAUAUUUGACAACGGCUUUACAGUUAAGGCAGCAAUUUAAUUUUCAACAGGCUUUUCAUUUCUAUAAACUUCUCUGAAAUUAGACUUCUCUGGAGUUAGACAUAUUAAUUAGAUUAUUAUGUGCAAUUGGCAUCAUCUUUUUGUCUUGAGAUAAUUUUAGCAACCACAAAGAUCUGGGCCAAACAGUCGAACGAUAACAUUUGUAGAAACUGUUUUUCUUUUUUGGAGUUCCAUAUUUGUGGGGCUCACAACAUUAGGACGAUUCUAGUAACAUCAGAUAGAGUUUCUGACUGACUCUAACUUAAAUUCACUUUUUUGCAUUAAACAAGAUCAAACCUCUUGAGCGCUGAGAAGAUUCAAUUCUUUCCAAAUGUUAUUCAAGCUAAAGUUACGACACCAGCCGCGGAUAGUCCAGUGCUGACGAAUAGGAAUAUUUUGAUACAACAGUUUCUUUCCUCCCAGGACCCCAGAGCACCACUGUCUGUCUGCCCUCAGCCUGUCUGUCUCUCUGUAUGCCUACAGCAACCUGAUAAUGUACUAAUGUAUGUGCUCAGAAGUAUUUUCUGUAAAAAUCAGACAAGAAAAGAAAUUUAUCCAUGGUGACACUGGGAAAACUGCCCCUUGUCUUUGUUAUGUUAAACUUUCUUGAGUCUGUGAAGCAAGAUUAUUGAUUUGUACCAAAAACUGGGUUGAAAACGAUCCACACCUCCUCCACACAAACACAUCAGGACAAAGAGGUUGCAUGAAUUACAUAGUCUCUAUUAUGGUACUGCUGUGCAUGUCUUGAAGUCCCAUCCCUCCACUAUACAAUCACUGUAACAUACCGGGGCGACACAAACUACCAACAUGGAAAAAGGUGAAUGAAUGAAACAAUAAUGUACAAAAUGAUCAGAGCCAACUGCGAAUCAUUGACUCUGUACAGUCAUUUCUUUGAAUUGAUAAAAUACAAAUUGUGAUAUUGAAA
This is a messenger RNA of Lates calcarifer (barramundi perch), 14509 nucleotides long. Its product is annotated as spectrin beta chain, non-erythrocytic 4. Bases 446 to 8566 code for a protein of 2706 amino acids. Gene Ontology annotation, cellular component: cortical actin cytoskeleton; cell projection; cell junction. Lineage: Eukaryota; Metazoa; Chordata; Actinopteri; Centropomidae. Gene Ontology annotation, biological process: actin cytoskeleton organization. The transcript has 43 exons. The record is from RefSeq and is a predicted model, not a curated record. Gene Ontology annotation, molecular function: actin filament binding; phospholipid binding; structural constituent of cytoskeleton.